Messenger RNA from Nestor notabilis (Kea), 699 nucleotides. It is a transcript of the gene IFT38, whose product is annotated as clusterin associated protein 1. The annotation marks the transcript as partial. Gene Ontology annotation, biological process: cilium assembly. The transcript is spliced from 7 exons. NCBI's taxonomy places the organism in Eukaryota, Metazoa, Chordata, Aves, Psittaciformes, Psittacidae. The record is from RefSeq and is a predicted model, not a curated record. Gene Ontology annotation, cellular component: centrosome; intraciliary transport particle B; cilium.
GAUGAAGUCCAAAAGACUAAAGAUAUGUUGAAUAAUGUGGCUUUAGAUGAAGCCAGUUUGGAAGCCAAGAUUGAAAAACGGAAAUCGGAACUGGAAAGAAGCCAGAAGAGGCUCCAGACUCUACAAAGUGUGCGUCCUGCUUUUAUGGAUGAGUAUGAGAAAAUUGAGGAGCAACUGCAGAAACAGUACAGUAGUUACCUAGAAAAAUUCCGUAAUCUGACCUACCUGGAGCAGCUCCUGGAUGACCAUCGACGGACAGAGCAAGAGAUGUUUGAGGAAGCAGCAAACAUGCUCCGUCUUAUGCAGAACAGGCUGAAGGAAGAGGAACAGCUCCUGCUUAAGGGUGCAUCUAAUGGCGAUUCCGACGUAGAGAUUCGAGAGGAUGAAGGAUCUGACAGUGAAACGCAAGACAGGCAGACCAGAAAACAGCAGACCUCCACAGGAACACUGCUGCAAGGAAGAGCUGGCGUACGGAUCGUGGGAACAAUGCAAGGUGGAGACACAGAGGAAGAUGGGAGAUCUGCCCCAGGCACACCCAAGAUCAUCACCAAGGCACAGGAGGACUCGGGGGAUAGCGAGAUUGACCUGGAUGAAGAUGAGGAUGAUAUGGAAGACAACAGCGUAGAAAUCUCUCCAAGAAAAUUUGUUCUCCGAGCAAGGAAGCCAGAGCCACUGGAGGAAAGUGAUAAUGACUUCUGA